Molecule: messenger RNA, 2753 nt
Organism: Benincasa hispida (wax gourd)
Lineage: Eukaryota; Viridiplantae; Streptophyta; Magnoliopsida; Cucurbitales; Cucurbitaceae
Product: S-adenosyl-L-methionine-dependent methyltransferases superfamily protein
Cellular component (GO): endosome; cytoplasm; trans-Golgi network
Molecular function (GO): methyltransferase activity
Source: RefSeq, a predicted model, not a curated record
CCCUCAUAUUCCAUAAGACUAAAUCCCUUCUCUCUCUCUCUCUCUCUCUCUUCCCUUUGUUUCUCUGUCUCUCUCCUUUCCACCUUUAGAAAUUUAAUGUAAAGUUAUGAUAUAAUCGAAGACCAUUCCAAACUACCAAUUCCACCUUCAAUUCCUUCUGUUCUUUGUGUUUUUCUUUCUUUCUGAGUCUCUCUAUUAUUAGUUUCUUUCUUCUAUAAAGAAAGCUCAAGCUUCUUCUAAUUUCUUAUCACUUUGGGUAGGCUGUAAAUCUGUAUCCUCCACUCAUUUCCCUUCCCCUGUUAUGGCUCAGUGUCUUACAACGUACCCAUUUAUUGUUCCUGUUUUUAUAACCUCUUACUUUACCAUUUCAUUUAUCUCUGCCUGAUUCACUCCUUUUUGUACCUUCCUACAGCUUUCUCUUUCACUAUAUUUUUAUCUUCCUUCAUCUUCCCAUUGUUGAUAAAAAGUGAAACAAGGCUUGCUCUUGCUUGAUUGCUUGCUACCAUGGUCUAUGUUUUGCUUCACAUGAUACUCUUCUUCUAGCCCACGCAGAAAUCAGAACCCUUUUUCAGGAAUUUGUAAAGAACAAAAGUUGAAAAAAAUGGCAAAGGACUAUAGUGGCUCACCGAAGCAUCACCAUCUCGAGUCAAGAAGGAAGCGACUGACAUGGAUUCUCGCCGUCAGUGGACUGUGCAUUUUAUCAUACAUGUUGGGGGCAUGGCAGAGCACCACAACGCCGCUCAAUCAAACCGAGGCAAUCUCCAAAGUCGGUUGCCCCGAUCAAACAUUCCCAUCCACCAACACCCAAUCCUCUUCUCCGACGCGUUUGCUCGACUUCGAGAGCCACCACGGCGUCGAAAUCAACAAUACAAUUGAAGCAGUCACCAAGACGAUCUCUCCCUGUGACAUGUCGUACAGUGAAUACACUCCCUGUCAAGAUCCGAUUAGGGCAAGGAAGUUCGAUCGGAGUAUGUUGAAAUACAGAGAGCGCCAUUGUCCUGCCAAGGAAGAACUACUCCUCUGUAUGAUUCCGGCGCCACCAAAGUACAAGACGCCGUUCAAGUGGCCGCAGAGCCGAGAUUAUGCUUGGUACGAUAACAUUCCUCAUAGAGAGCUUAGCAUUGAGAAAGCGGUACAGAAUUGGAUUCAGGUUGAAGGCGAUCGUUUCCGAUUUCCCGGCGGCGGCACGAUGUUCCCUCGCGGUGCCGAUGCUUACAUUGACGACAUUAACGAAUUGAUUCCUCUUACUAAGGGGAAGAUUCGAACCGCCAUUGAUACGGGCUGUGGGGUAGCAAGUUGGGGUGCUUAUUUGCUAAAGAGAGACAUCUUGGCCAUGUCCUUUGCCCCAAGGGAUACUCAUGAAGCUCAAGUUCAAUUUGCUCUAGAGCGUGGAGUUCCUGCAAUGAUUGGUAUCAUGGCCUCUCAAAGGCUCCCGUACCCGGCUCGGGCUUUUGACAUGGCUCAUUGCUCCCGUUGUCUGAUUCCAUGGGCUACUAAUGAUGGAUUGUACUUAAUCGAACUGGACAGAGUUUUGAGACCCGGUGGCUAUUGGAUUCUCUCUGGCCCUCCCAUUCGUUGGAAGAAGUAUUGGAGAGGUUGGGAAAGAACACAAGAGGACUUGAAAGAAGAGCAAGAUUCCAUUGAAGAAGUUGCAAGGAGACUAUGCUGGAAGAAAGUGGUCGAGAAGGAUGAUCUUGCAAUAUGGCAGAAGCCCCUUAACCACAUCCAAUGCAUCAAGAAUAAGAAAGUCUACAAAACACCCCACAUUUGCAAAUCAGACAAUCCUGAUGCUGCUUGGUACCGUAACAUGGAGACGUGCAUUACUCCAUUGCCAGAAGUCAGUGGCUUCGAUGAAGUUGCCGGUGGUGCAGUUGAGAAUUGGCCACAGCGUGCAUUUGCCGUGCCGCCUCGAAUCAGUAGAGGAACAAUAACAGGCAUCACCUCGGAAAAAUUCGAAGAAGAUAACAAACUAUGGAGGGAGAGGAUUACAUAUUACAAAAAGAUGAUCCCCUUGGCGCAAGGACGGUACCGAAACAUAAUGGAUAUGAAUGCAGAUCUCGGUGGAUUCGCAGCCGCUUUGUUGAAGUUUCCAGUGUGGGUUAUGAACGUCGUCCCCGCGAAUUCCGACCAUGACACUUUGGGAGUGAUAUACGAACGUGGCUUAAUCGGAACAUACCAAGAUUGGUGUGAGGCGUUCUCGACGUACCCGAGAACAUAUGACUUAAUCCACGCUAAUGGCAUAUUUAGCAUAUACCAAGAUAGGUGUGAUAUUACUUACAUUCUAUUGGAGAUGGAUAGGAUAUUGAGGCCAGAAGGGACAGUAAUAUUUAGGGAUACAGUGGAAGUAUUGGUGAAGGUUCAAACAAUAACAGAUGGAAUGAAGUGGAAGAGCCAAAUUAUGGAUCAUGAAACUGGGCCAUUUAAUCCUGAGAAGAUUCUUGUGGCUGUUAAAACUUAUUGGACUGGUGAAACCAACCAACAACAAGAGAAACAAGCAUAGUCAAUUUUUAAGAUUACUAAAAGAGUUUGUACUUUUUGUUUUUUUUUUUUUUUUUUUUUGUAUUUUUUUUUUAAAUUUUACUUUCCACAUUUUUCUCACUUAGGUGUGUAAUUUUUCUUGCCUCUUUACUAUUUCCUGUUCCUAUUUUGUAAUUUUCUAAGUAAUUCUUUUUCAAACAUUUAUAUCAUUUGGGACAUUAUUGUUCCAACUUGAAUUUUUGUUAAUCAUAUAUAAUGUUCUUCCCAUCAGAAAA